AUGCGCUCGCCCGAAUCUGAGGCGCACGUCGCCUGCCGCGAGAGGCAGUGGGCAAGGGAGAGGGCGGCGUCGUUGGAAGCGGUCGCACAGUCCUUCUGCGGCCGCCGUAGGAUGUCAGUGAUGCUCGAUCAUGAGGAGUGGGUCCUCGUGGUUUGUGCGGCAAAAUUUAUAGCAAGGGAGAAAUGGAUCAUCACGGGUGAUGGUAAUGGGGUGAUCCAUGUGUACAGUUACGACCAAAACCAACAUGACAAGACCUUGGAUGCUCAAGAUAGUUGCAUCACAACUUUGGUUGUGCAUCCAACGCAACCUUUUGUGCUGUCAUUAUCUGAUGAUGAAGAUGACCCAUUGAUCAAGCUUUGGGACUGGGACAGGGGCUGGGAAUGUACUCGAGAAUUUCGGGGACACACUAACAAAGUGAUGCAAGUAACGUUUAACCCAGAGAACAAGGACUGUUUUGCUAGUGCUUCCUGUGAUGGCACGGUCAAGAUCUGGAGCAUCUGUUCCGAUAAGAUCACCACACUGAAAUUGGGUGGUCAAAGCCUGCUCUGUGUUGAUUACUUUACACGCCGUAAUCAACGAUAUCUGAUCGUGGGCUGUCAAGACAAGACCGCACAGAUCUGGAAAUUGGAGAUGAAUGGAUGUUUUGACAAGCUAGAAGGGCAUGCAGGCCAUAUCAGUGCCGUCAGUUUGCACCCGGAGCAUCGAUUGUUACUUACAGGUUCACUUGACGGAACCGUACGCGUAUGGAACUCCAUUACCUACAAGCUUGAGAACAUAAUUGGUUUCAACCUCGGUGCAGUUUAUGCUUUUGGAUGCAUAAAGGGCUCAAGGAUGGUGGUUGGGUGUCAUGAAGGAAUAGCAAUGGUGAAAAUUUCUUUGCCUUCAGCAUCAAGGUGUUAGAAGAGAGUACAACGAAGAAAUAUUAUGAACAUAAUAAAUGCAUUUAUUGGUUCAAUAUUUGAUGUAGACAAUUGAACUUCA
Triticum aestivum (bread wheat) is the source of this 981-nucleotide messenger RNA. RefSeq names its product coatomer subunit beta'-2. Gene Ontology annotation, molecular function: protein binding. The transcript is spliced from 6 exons. The record is from RefSeq and is a predicted model, not a curated record. Gene Ontology annotation, biological process: retrograde vesicle-mediated transport, Golgi to endoplasmic reticulum; endoplasmic reticulum to Golgi vesicle-mediated transport; intracellular protein transport. NCBI's taxonomy places the organism in Eukaryota, Viridiplantae, Streptophyta, Magnoliopsida, Poales, Poaceae. Bases 1 to 900 code for a protein of 299 amino acids. Gene Ontology annotation, cellular component: COPI vesicle coat.